CACAGAUUGUGUUUGAAUUAAUCUAUAUAAUUCUACUUUGUUGACGUUUUCAAGAUUUCACAUUCAUGGAAUAUAUUUUAUUACUUUUGUAUGACAAGCCGUCAAUUAAAAAUGCUGCGUUAUCUCGUAUUUGCGGCUGUGCUGGCCUUAGGUCAGAUGGCUCACGUGCCGAUGACCAGUGGUCACGACUGGGGAAAUAACAUCAAGGGCCACUUUGUGUUCCCGGCAACGGAAUUGAUUGAUGGCUGGGAGCUUAUCAUCAGGUUCUCCUCACCUAUGGUCAGAAUUCAGGAGAUGGAUGACAAGAUUGGGAAAGUCGUGAAGAAAUCUGAUGACGGAUUACUGUGGAUUAUAAGCAACAGACCGGAAUACGGUAUCGCACUUCCGGGAACGCAACUUGACAUUGUGUUCCAGGGACAAUUCGCCGGCGAUACAGCGCCUACAGCCGUGGCCGAACUAAUCAACUUCGCGAAAGACGGACAAACAGUUCCGACAGUGGUUCCAUCCACAGGAACCAAGUACAACUACGAUGAGCUCUUAGAGAAGUCGAUUCUGUUUUACGAGGCCCAGCGGUCAGGUAAACUGCCUCCCACAAACCGGAUACCGUGGAGAGGGGACUCCGCCCUAAACGAUCACGGGCAAAGCGGGGAGGACCUCACAGGGGGCUGGUAUGACGCUGGAGAUCAUAUUAAAUUCGGUCUACCCAUGUCCUCAACGGUGACCUUGCUUGCGUGGAGUAUGCUGAGAUUUAAGGACGCCUAUGAGCACGCAGGACAGUUAGAAUACGCCUACGAUUGCAUUAGGUGGCCCCUUGAAUGGAUGUUGAAAUGCCACACAGCACCCGAGGAACUUUACGUCCAAGUUGGAGAUGGUGGCCCCGAUCAUGCAUAUUGGGGAAGACCAGAAGAUAUGACCUUCGCCCGACCAUCUUAUAAAGUAGACGCAACGAAACCCGGAAGUGACGUAGCUGGAGAGUACGCUGCUGCCAUGGCCGCAAGUUAUCUCGUAUUCAAAGACAAAGACCCCGAUUUCGCUGCGAAACUCCUUACUCAUGCCAAGCAGUUGAACGACUUUGCAAACAAGUAUCAUGGUCGGUAUAGUGACAGCGUGACAGCAGCCGCGGCGUUCUACAGGUCUGACGCUUACGAGGAUGAGUUGUCUUGGGCUGGUGCUUGGUUAUACAAAGUCACCAACGAAACAAAAUACCUCACGCAGGCGGAACAGUUCUACGUUGGUGGCGCCGCCUGGGGGCAGUCGUGGGACGAGAAAAUCGCCAGCGCCACGAUUCUUCUGUACGAACUAACUGGAAAGGAUGUUUACCUACAAGACAUAGAGACCACAUUUACAGAGUGGAUGCCGGGCGGAACAGUGCCGUAUACUCCAAAGGGACUGGCUUUCAGGCUCCAGUGGGGAGCUCUCAGAUAUGCAUCAAACAUGGCGUUUAUGGCUCUGAUUGCUGCCGAAGACGGUAUCCAUAGUGAUGCUUACCGCGCAUGGGCGAUGUCUCAGAUUCACUACGCACUCGGUGACACCGGAAGGAGUUUUGUUGUUGGCUUCGGGGUCAACCCGCCUACUCACCCACAUCACAGAGCUGCUUCCUGUCCCUCAAUGCCAGCUCCCUGUUCCCACGCGGAUCUGAAGAAUGUGGGACCAAGUCCUCAUACCCUGUAUGGCGCCCUCGUGGGGGGUCCUGGCGGUACUGAUGAUUACAAGGACAAUCGAGAGAAUUACGUCAACAACGAGGUGGCCUGUGACUACAACUCUGGCUUUCAGGGAGCUAGCUCUGCACUGGAGUCGUUGAGUCUGAGAGGAUUACUUCCGGCCAGUUCACCAUAAAGACAGCUUCCCUGUUCACUUUAUGUUUGUGAUUUUUUUGUUUGAUUCUAAUAGAUAAAAUAUAGAAAAGGUCA
Mizuhopecten yessoensis (Yesso scallop) is the source of this 1910-nucleotide messenger RNA. RefSeq names its product endoglucanase G-like. Gene Ontology annotation, molecular function: hydrolase activity, hydrolyzing O-glycosyl compounds. The record is from RefSeq and is a predicted model, not a curated record. Gene Ontology annotation, biological process: carbohydrate metabolic process. The transcript is spliced from 11 exons. Lineage: Eukaryota; Metazoa; Mollusca; Bivalvia; Pectinida; Pectinidae. Bases 91 to 1836 code for a protein of 581 amino acids.